UCUAUUUAUGUUCCUCUUUUUAAUUAUUCAUUUCUUCUUUCUUUCUUUUUCCCAUUUUUGUAGGUUUUUUAUGGGUUAUUUAAAGGUUCCUUUUUUCAUGCCAUAAAUCAAGGAAUUUCCAUUAAUUUCUUUUGGUUUUCGAAACAGGAAAUAUUAGCGCGGGAGAUUGGAAAAACUAAGAAUUAAAUUACACAAUGUUGGGUGAUUUCCUUACCAGAUUACUUGUGUUGAUUCUUGGAUAUGCAUAUCCGGCGUUUGAAUGCUUUAAAACUGUGGAGAAGAACAAAGUUGGGAUCGAAGAACUCAGAUUUUGGUGUCAAUAUUGGAUCCUCAUGGCUUUUCUGAUAGUUUUCGAACGAGUAGGGGAAGUAUUCAUUUCAUGGUUACCAAUGUAUGGUGAGAUGAAGAUUGCACUUUUAGUUUACCUAUGGUAUCCUAAAACUAAGGGAACUGGAUAUGUAUAUGAUACCUUGUUUCGACCAUUCAUGGCGAGACAUGAAACAGAAGUGGAUAGAAAGAUACAAGAGGUAAAAGCUAGGAUUUGGGAUUUUAUUUCCAAGUACUGUCAAAAUUUUGCAGAAAUGGGACAGGGAAAAUUCUUUGAAAUGCUUCAAUAUAUCGCAAAUCAAUCUAACAAGUUUAAACAACAAGCACAGAGACCUGAUAAUCCAGUUCCGGCGGCGGCAAACGGUCACCGUAGUCAAUCUGGGGGAAGUGAGACUCGAACUUCAACAACGAUCAAUCGUUCCGCUCUGGAUUCACCUCGUUUAAGACCUCGUCCGGUCCAAACUUGAGGGCUGAUUUGAAAACGAUUAAUCGUUCCAAUCCGGAGUCGUUGCCUUAAGCUCCGCCGCCGUAUGGAACCACACAGAUUAACAAUUUCUAAUAAACAAAAAAUUGUACAAAAAAAUCUAGAAAGAAAAAAAGAAACCCAGAAUAAACAAAAAAAUUGUACAAAAAAAUCUAGAAAGAAAAAAAGAAACCCAGAAUUGUUCGUUGAAUACCAAGGCUGAAAUUCAAUUCAUUGAUUUUUUUUUUUUUGUAAUAUAAAUUAUGUUUAUAUAUAUUUGAUUCCGUACAGUACAAGAGUUGUUAUUGGAUAUUCUAUCCCUUGUUUCCUGCGUGUGAAGACGCAACCUUUUUUUUUUAUCUGUUAUCUGGUGAAGAUGAUUCGAAUGGAUCGGAUGAUCCGAUCAAAAAGUCGGGUCAGACGGGGGAGGAGUUUGAGGUGAAUGAAGCGGAGGCAAGAAGAGAAAGGGUUUUGAGAAGAUAACCGGAGCCAAAACCGACGGAAGAAAUGAGUACCGGAAGAGUCAGGGGAGGCUGACAUGGGCUGAAGGUAAGCCCAAGCCGCUUGUUUUACCAACCGGUUACGUAUGGAGAUUUCGUACCCGGAAUUGGUAGCGGAUCCCGCGGCGGUCGGAGAGUUGACGGCGACAGCGGGGGAAGGGAGGAUGUCUUUGAGUGAAGUGUAGGAAGCGAAGGAAGCUUUGAGAGAGAUAAGCUCGAGGUCAAGAGGCAAAGGGGCGGUGGCGCUGCCGCUUGAGAGGCUGGUGGCGGUUUGGAGCGGCUUUGGUGUGAGUAGAGUUAGCUUUGUAGGGAUUUGUACUGGGGUUGUGAUGGAGUUGCGGCGGCGGAUGGUUGAUGUCGGCGAUUGCCCCAAACCGUCUUCCAUAGUCGGAAGAAAACCAGGGAGGAAUAUUUUGGAAGUGGGAAUAUGAAGGGCGGAGAGGCUGUGUGUGUCUUUUGAGUAAAGACUUGAGCGGCGGCUGACCAAUUGGUGACGAAAAUGGAGUGGAGUGCAAUUAUUAAGAAAAAUAUAAACUCUGUCUUCAUUUUUUGGCCCAAAAAUAAUCUUUUUCUUUUUUUCUUUUUUUAAAUCUCAUCACUUAUGUGGUGUAUUCUUCAUGUGCCUAUUUCUAUUGUUUUUGUUUUUACCCUUGAGUUGUACUCUAUAUAUCAUAUUCAAGCUGAUCUAAUAGUUGGCGUUGGAGAUUAGAGAAAAA
Molecule: messenger RNA, 2006 nt
Organism: Gossypium raimondii (Peruvian cotton)
Lineage: Eukaryota; Viridiplantae; Streptophyta; Magnoliopsida; Malvales; Malvaceae
Product: HVA22-like protein j
Exons: 7
Coding region: 195-794 (199 amino acids)
Source: RefSeq, a predicted model, not a curated record